AACUGAGGACCAGCCCACUUUAACUUACUCAACUGUAACUCAGCUUAACUCAACUGUUUCAGCCGCACAAAACAAGAAAUGUUUACAUUUUCAGUUUUAUUUAAGUUUUUAAGUUGAAAAGACCUUUAUUUUUAGGGUAAGCCCCAUUUUUAUCUGUUUAAAAGUGUAAAGCCGGUGGUUUGGAUGUGACUCUCACGCUGAGCUCGGGGAGCCGGGCUGUGCCUCCCUCCUGCCGGGGAAGAGAUCAUGGCGGCGGCCGCCGAGGCGAGCCCCAGCAGCGGCAGCAGCGACACGUCCAGCACCGGCGAGGAGGAGCGGAUCCGCCGCCUGUUCCAGACCUGCGACGGGGACGGAGACGGGUACAUUAACAGAAAUGACCUGUUGAUGGUGUGCAGGCAGCUGAACAUGGAGGACUCUGUGGCUGAGAUCAUGUGCCAGCUGGGCGCGGACCAGUUAGGGAGGAUUUCGUUCGAGGACUUCACUCGCUGCCGCAUGCAGCUGGUCAGCGAAAUCCGCAAAGAGGAGGGCCUGCUGUCCCUCCUGUCCAGCGAAUCGGACAAGAGGAGGCUCCGAGAGCGCAUCGCCUCCUGGCCCACCAGCAGCGAGAACAGCCUGGGUGCUCUCUCAGGGGCUAAAGAAAGCUGGGAGUAUGACUCAGGAGCCAGAGACCUUCAGAGCCCAGACCUGCCGUCUCCUCCUCAGCAUCCACGGCAGCAGUCCUCAGUGCUGCUGCAGAAGUUCCUGGAACAGCCAAGCAGUGUCUCAGAGUCUCCAUCCGGCCUACAUAGGUUCCUCUCCCAGCCUUCGGGACGCAGCGCUCCUGUGGGAGGAGGCAACGUGGACUUGGCCAACACACUACAUCUGGCCGCGCUGGCGUCUCUGAAGGGCGACGUGGUGGAGCUCAACAAGCGUCUGCUGCACAGCGAGAGAGAGCGAGACGCACUGGAGAAAAGACUGACCAAAGCACAAUGUGAGCAGUCUCAUCUUCUGCGGGAGCAUGAGGAGGUGCAGGAGAGGACGACGCUGCGCUACGAGGAGCGAAUCACCGAGCUGCACAGCGUCAUCGCCGAGCUCAACAAGAAGAUAGACCUACUGCAGGGAACCACCAUCAGGGAGGAGGAUGAGUUUUCGGAGUUGCGCUCUGAACUCAGCCACAGCCAACAAGAAGUCAACGAAGACGAGCGGAGCAUGGAUCAAGACCCCGACCAAGCUUCCGUCUCAUUACCCGAAAACCAGUCAACACUGGUCACUGCAGACAUGGACAACUGCAGUGACCUGAACUCGGAGCUGCAGCGGGUGCUGACCGGUCUGGAGAGUGUGGUCUGCGGCCGGAAGAAGAGCGCCUGCAGUCUGUCUGUGGCCGAGGUGGACAGACACAUCGAGCAGCUGACCACCGCCAGCCAGCACUGUGACCUCGCCAUUAAAACAGUAGAGGAGAUUGAGGGGGCUCUGGGCAGAGAUUUCUACCCCAGUCUGUGUGAGGAGCGAGUGCGCUGGGAGAAGGAGCUGGCAGGACUCAGAGAGGAGAACGAGAGUCUGACAGCCAUGCUCUGCAGCAAAGAGGAGGACCUGAACCGCACCAAAGCCACCAUGAGCGCCAUCCGCGAGGAGAGGGACCGCCUCCGCCGACGGGUGCGUGAGCUGCAGACACGUCUACAGAGUGUUCAGCCUGGUGGUGGUCAGUCCAGUCCAGGCCGCUUGACUCCUGCCGGUCGGCCCAUUAACCCCAGCACAGGCGAGCUCAGCACUAGCAGCAGCAGCAACGACAUCCCUGUUGCUAAGGUGGCAGAACGAGUUAAACUGUCUAAAACGCGCUCAGAGUCGUCGUCAACUGAGAGAGCGGUGCUGGGCUCAGAGAUUAGCAGCAUUGGGGUAUCCAGUAACGUGGCGGAGCACCUGGCCCACUCUCUGCAGGACUGCUCUAAUAUUCAGGAGAUUUUCCAGACGCUGUACUCACACGGCUCUGCCAUCUCCGAGAACAAGAUCCGAGAGUUCGAGGUGGAGACUGAACGCCUCAACAGUCGGAUCGAGCACCUGAAGUCUCAGAAUGACCUUCUGACCAUCACUCUGGAGGAGUGUAAGAGUAAUGCUGAGAGGAUGAGCAUGCUGGUGGGCAAAUACGAGUCCAACGCUACCGCCCUGCGAAUGGCACUGCAGUACAGUGAGCAGUGUAUCGAGGCGUAUGAGCUGCUGUUGGCUCUGGCAGAGAGUGAGCAGGGCCUGGUGCUGGGCCAGUUUAGAGCGGCUGGAGUCAGCACUAUGGGAGAGCAGAGUGCAGAGGAGAGCAUCACGCAGGUUCUGAAGAGAGCUCAUGACUGCAGGAAGACAGCAGAGAAUGCAGCUAAAGAUCUCCUGGUCAGACUAGACGGCAGCUGUGGAGCAGCGUUCUCAGUCACGGGCUGCAGCGUCCAGCCCUGGGAGAGCCUCUCCUCCAACAGUCACACCAGCACCACCAGCUCCACGGCCAGCAGCUGCGACACAGACUUCUCCAAAGAGGACGAGCAGCGGCUGAAGGACUACGUCCAGCAGCUGAAGAACGAGCGGGCGGCGGUGAAGCUGACCAUGCUGGAGCUGGAGAGCGUGCACAUCGACCCGCUGAGCUACGACGUCAAGCCCCGCGGAGACUCACAGAGGCUGGACUUGGAGAACGCCGUGCUCAUGCAGGAGCUCAUGGCCAUGAAGGAGGAGAUGGCGGAGCUGAAGGCUCAGCUGUAUCUGCUGGAGAAAGAGAAGAAGGCUCUGGAGCUGAAGCUGAGUACGCGUGAGGCGCAGGAGCAGGCCUAUCUGGUGCAUAUCGAGCACCUGAAGUCUGAGGUGGAGGAGCAGCAGGAGCAGCGCAGGAGAUCACUGGGGUCAACAGGCAGCUCCGGAGCCAAGGACAAGAGCGGGAAGGACACAGGAGAUUCUUCAGCUGUUAGUGUAUCUGAACUAAGGAGCCUUAGUGACAGUGACCUGGCAGCAGAACUCACCAAUGCCCUCCGGAGGGAGAAGAAGCUGAAGAGUCGAGUGCAGGAGUUGGUGGCGGCACUGGAGCGACUAACCAAGAGCAGUGAGGUCCGACACCAGCAGAGCGCAGAGUUCGUUAAUGACCUCAAACGAGCCAACAGUAACCUGGUAGCAGCAUAUGAAAAGGCUAAGAAGAAGCACCAGAAUAAGCUGAAGAAGCUGGAGUCGCAGAUGAUGGCCAUGGUGGAGAGACACGAGACGCAGGUGCGCAUGCUCAAACAACGCAUCGCCCUGCUGGAGGAGGAAACAUCCCGACCACACACCAACGAGACCUCCCUCUGAUACACACACACACACACACACACCAACGAGACCUCCCUCUGAUACACACACACACACACACACCAACGAGACCUCCCUCUGAUACACACACACACACACACACCAACGAGACCUCCCUCUGAUACACACACACACACACACCAACGAGACCUCCCUCUGAUACACACACACACACACACACACACACACACACACGAGACCUCCCUCUGAUACACACACACACACACACACACACACACCAACAAGACCUCCCUCUGAUACACACACACACACACACCAACGAGACCUCCCUCUGAUACACACACACACACACACACACACCAACGAGACCUCCCUCUGAUACACACACACACACACACACACACACACACCAACGAGACCUCCCUCUGAUACACACACACACACACACACACACACACCAACGAGACCUCCCUCUGAUACACACACACACACACACACACACACACCAACAAGACCUCCCUCUGAUACACACACACACACACCAAUGAGACCUCCCUCUGAUACACACACACACACACACACACACACCAACGAGACCUCCCUCUGAUACACACACACACACACACACACACACACACCAACGAGACCUUCCUCUGAUACACACCCACACACACACCAACGAGACCUCCCUCUGAUACACACACACACACACACACACACACACACACACGAGACCUCCCUCUGAUACACACACACACACACACACACACACACCAACAAGACCUCCCUCUGAUACACACACACACACACACCAACGAGACCUCCCUCUGAUACACACACACACACACACACACACCAACGAGACCUCCCUCUGAUACACACACACACACACACACACACACACACCAACGAGACCUCCCUCUGAUACACACACACACACACACACACACACACCAACGAGACCUCCCUCUGAUACACACACACACACACACACACACACACCAACAAGACCUCCCUCUGAUACACACACACACACACACCAACGAGACCUCCCUCUGAUACACACACACACACACACACACACACCAACGAGACCUCCCUCUGAUACACACACACACACACACACACACCAACAAGACCUCCCUCUGAUACACACACACACACACCAAUGAGACCUCCCUCUGAUACACACACACACACACACACACACACCAACGAGACCUCCCUCUGAUACACACACACACACACACACACACACACACCAACGAGACCUUCCUCUGAUACACACCCACACACACACCAACGAGACCUCCCUCUGAUACACACCCACACAC
Astyanax mexicanus (Mexican tetra) is the source of this 4583-nucleotide messenger RNA. RefSeq names its product MCC regulator of WNT signaling pathway (gene mcc). The transcript has 19 exons. Gene Ontology annotation, molecular function: calcium ion binding. The coding region runs from base 247 to 3288 and encodes 1013 amino acids. NCBI's taxonomy places the organism in Eukaryota, Metazoa, Chordata, Actinopteri, Characiformes, Acestrorhamphidae. The record is from RefSeq and is a predicted model, not a curated record.